UGAAUUAUCGAUCAUACCAGAGUUUAUCUACACUUCUAGAUCUAACUUGUUUUCGCUUGAGCUAUGUGAAAUACAAGAAAUGGUGAUUUGUUUGCUAUUCGUUUCAGCUGCUCUGCUAAGCAGCUAUAGCAUUAACCUAGUUUCAGGCCUACCUGAUGGUGCUCCAACAAAUUUAGAUUUAUAUCCAAGUGUGUGCAGUGACUUGACUCCACAACAUCUCGAGAAUGUAGCACAGCCGUGCCUACCUGCUUCUUGUGAAUUCAGCCUGAUUGUUGAUUCCAUUGAUAGUGGCCAGGUGCUAGCAGGACAAGAAAACUUCUACAGAUGUGGAGCUGUGCACAGACUUUGCCUGAGAGCAAGUGCUGGGGCUCAGUUCAGAGGAUUUGUUGUCCAGCCUCGGGAGUCCACUACUGAGUUCUCAGUGUCUCCUGAGCAAAUCAGUGUUGGAGAGUUUAUCAAUCUGCCUACUUCCACUGUUCAACAGUGGGACUGUCCUAUUGCAGGAGUGACACACACGGAUAGAUCCGAUAAAACUGAAGUGUGCUUCGACUGGGUUGCUCCACCAACACCUAUUGGUGUCACUUUUUGGUUCUCUGUCACGAGAGUGUUUUCUAUAUUCCAUACUCAACUGCGAGGACUAGAUCUGUCUCCUAGUCCAGAUUUCUGUCCUCCACAACUUCUUGAUCCUGUCAUCCUCAAUGGCUGCUAUGUCAGUGCUACCUGUGCUGGUGAGACUGUUGCACUGCGAGAUAUUGGAACAGAGGAGAUUGAAACUAGAGAGUGCUGUGUCAAUACCCCAGCACUGUCGUAUAGUCUCUCUGGACAAUGUGUACAGUGUGUCGUUUAUGGUUUUCUGGAGGAUCUCUUUGAAGCACCAGAAAGAACUCAGCUUUACAAUAUACAAAUUGGAUACAGAAAGGAAGGGGGUGGCACAUCUGCAUUAAUUAGAGGACGUAUCACUGAAGUUGGAGGGACUGCAACCCCUCAAAGUGACUACCGGUUACUCAGAAACACUUACAUUGCACGAGUUGGUGCUCCUGCAGUCAUCUCCAUUUCUCUCAAUUUUGACAAUAUUGCUCAAGAAUCUGAUGAAACUUUUGGGCUGGAGCUUCAGCCUAUUGGAGCGUCUCCACCUGGCUUUUUUGUGAACACUAUCACUGUUGCCAUUCAAGAUCGAACUGUUGUCACGUUCGAGCUGAAUGAGAAUGACUACAGUGGUGCGGAAGAUGAUGGUUUCAUCGUUGCAACAAUUAACAAGAACGUUCGCCUGGCCAAUCCUGUGACUCUGUUGCUGACACCGUAUAGUAUCUCAGUGGCAAUUGAAUCCCGGCAACCUUUACCAGAUGAUAUCCCAACCGAAGACAAUCUAUUGCAAAACUAUGCAAGAUCUGUCCCUGAAGAUCGUCGCGACUUUUCACCAGAUGUUGUUCCUGUAAUAUUCGAAGCUGAUGAGAGUGGAAGUCAGAAAAACGAUAUUCUAGUUCCUGUGCGUGUCUUUGAUGAUAUCUUUGAUGAAGCUGAUGAGGAAGUUUUUAUCAUUGUUCUGACAGUCGAUAACAACAGUCUUGUAGCUGACACCAACACUGCUCGGCUACAGAGGCAAACAUCCCUUUGUAUUAUACAGGAUAAUGAUGAUAUUCGUAUUGGGUUCCUAAAUGCAUCUUACACCUUCAUUGAGCCUCAAAAGACAAAGAACGUCACUGUUACCCUUGAAAAGCAAGAUGGACGCAUAUCAGAACAGACCUUCCUGGUUACUAUUGAAGCCAGCUCUAACACACCAAAUGCCAGUAUUUCACCAGCCACGAUAUCUACAUUGAAUGGAGAUGGAAGUGUUAGUAACAAUGACUACUCUAUAUCAGCUCAAGGGGAGAAUACUGUCCUGCUAGUAUUUGGUCCGGACGAUCAGACGGUAGACUUUGAAUUUACACUCUAUCCAGACAAUAUCACAGAGAGCCUGGAGGCGUUUCAAGUUCGUAGGAUCCGUACUGACUUUUCUGGUCCACCUUUUCUACCCCCUACAUCUGGUGCUCUGUUUUCAUCUAGCUUCAUUCUCAUCGCUGAAUUGUUCAUUGUUAACCAGCCAAGAAGUAGUGGAGUGGCCACUGGUGGAACCUCCACGUUUUCUGUUGUGGCCUCUGGGACAGAUCUGAGCUACCAGUGGUUUGGUCCUAAUGGUGAAGCUCUCACGGACAGUGAAGGAGAUAUUGAGGGAUCCACUACAGCUACCUUGCGGAUUGUCAGUGCUCAAUCAGAUGAUGUUGGAAACUACCGUGUUCAAGUGUUCGCUACUGGCGGAUACAUAUUUUCAAAUGAAGCAACUUUGACAAUUGUCUCUCCACCUGAAAUUACAAGGCAACCAAGCAAUGUUGAAGUUGCUGCUGGUUCAACUGCCACAUUUAUUGUGGAGGCUUCUGGUGAAGGACUGAGCUACCAGUGGUAUGGCCUCGACGGAGAAGCUCUGACCGACAACACCGGUGAGAUUGAGGGAUCUAUUACAGACACAUUGCGGAUCGUUGAUGCUCAGUCUGGUGAUGCUGGAAACUACGGAGUUAGUGUAUCCAAUGUUGCUGGAUUAGUGGAUUCUGAGGAGGUCACGCUAACCAUAGUUGAUCCACCCGUAAUUACAAGACAGCCAAACGAUGUUGAAGCUGCUGCAGGUUCAACUGCCACAUUUACGGUGGAGGCAUUUGGUGAAGGACUGACCUACCAAUGGUUUGGUCCUGACGGAGAGUCUCUCACAGACAGUGAUGGAAGGAUUGAAGGAUCCACUGCAGCUACAUUGCAGAUAGUUGCUGCUCAAUCUGGUGAUGCUGGAAACUACACAGUUCUUGUAUCCAAUAUUGGUGGGUCAGUGGAUUCUGAGGAGGCCACGCUAACUAUAGUCACUGAACCAGUAAUUACAAGACAGCCAAUCAGUGUUAGAGUUACUAUUGGUGCCAAUGCCACAUUCACCGUGGAAGCCUCUGGUGCAGGACUGACCUACCAAUGGUUUGGUGCCAAUGGAGGGGCUCUCACAGACAGUAAUGGAAGGAUUGAGGGAUCCACUACAACUACUUUGCAGAUCGUUUUUGCUCAGUCUGGUGAUGCUGGAAACUACAGUGUCCGUGCGUCCAAUCUUGGUGGAUCAGUAGAUUCUGAAGAGGCCAUAUUAUACAUUGCUGCAGCUACUCAACCACCAGUCAUUACAAGUCAGCCUAGUGAUAUAGAAGUUGGAGUUGGUGGAAAUGCUACAUUCACCGUGAAAGCCUCUGGUGAAGGAUUGAGCUACCAGUGGUUUGGUCCUGGCGGGAACGCUCUCACUGAUGUCGACGGAAACAUCGAAGGAUCCAAUUCAUCCACCCUGCAAAUUAUCAAUGUUGAGUCUGGCGAUGCUGGAGAUUACACGGUCGUUGUGACCAACAGUACGGGAUCAGUCGUCUCUGAUGCUGCAACUCUGUCUAUUGCUCAACCUACCCAAGGUCCCACACUUACUCCUCUGAUCCUGAACUGCAGUGCCGAGUUCCUCGCUGAGUCUCAGCAAGUGAGUGUGAGCUGCACGUCAAGUAGGGACCUCGACGGCUUAGACUUUGAGUGCAGCUUCAAUGAUCAAUCAGUAACAGAAGGAUGUGGACAAUUCAUGUUCUUUGUGUCUAUCACUGGAGCUUCAGGAAGCCAGACCAUUGUCAUCAGUGCAACCGAUCCAGCGGAUGGAGCUGGUUUCACGUCAACCAUUACAAUCACAACCACAGCCCCUGAAAUUGAGACCCAACCAGAAAGUGUGGGUGUCGAGCAAGGCGGAAGUGCCUCAUUCACCGUGGAGGCCUCUGGUGCAGGACUGACCUACCUGUGGUUUGGUCCUGACGGAGUGGCUCUGACUGACAGUGACGGAGAGAUUGAGGGGUCCACUUCAGGAACGUUGACAGUUUUCAACGCUGAGCCUGACGAUGCGGGAAACUACACGGUCGUUGUGACCAACAGUGCGGGAUCAGUCACCUCUGAUGCUGCAAGUCUGUCUAUUGGUCCUGCAAUUGACGUACAACCGAGCGAUGUGAAUGCGGAAGCGGGUGGAACUGCAACAUUCAUCGUGGAAGCCUCUGGUGAAGGACUGUUGAGCUACCAGUGGUUUGGUCCUGGCGGGGACGCUCUCACUGACGUUGACGGAGACAUCGAAGGAUCCAAUUCAUCCACCCUGCAAAUCAUUAAUGUUGAGUCUGGCGAUGUUGGAGACUACACAGUCGUUGUGACCAACAGUGCGGGAUCAGUCAUCUCUGAUGCUGCAACCCUGUCUAUCGUUUCAGGCGAAGCCCCCGUGAUUGGGACCCAACCAGAGAAUGUGGACGUUGAGCGGGGUGGGAAUGCCACGCUCAGUGUGGUGGCAACCGGAGAGGGACUGAGCUACCAGUGGUUUGGUCCUGAUGGAGAGAUCGAAGGAGCCACCGCAUCCACUUUACGGAUUACCAAUGCUGGACCAGAUGACGCUGGCGACUAUAGAGUGCGAAUUACAACUGUCAAUGGAGGAAUUGUCGAUUCUGACACUGUCUCACUUUCCGUCGGUGAGUUCAUCUGA
Messenger RNA from Halichondria panicea, 4546 nucleotides. Its product is annotated as muscle M-line assembly protein unc-89-like. Gene Ontology annotation, biological process: cell communication. The coding region runs from base 80 to 4546 and encodes 1488 amino acids. The transcript has 21 exons. Gene Ontology annotation, cellular component: membrane. The record is from RefSeq and is a predicted model, not a curated record. Lineage: Eukaryota; Metazoa; Porifera; Demospongiae; Suberitida; Halichondriidae.